Molecule: messenger RNA, 4652 nt
Organism: Mercenaria mercenaria
Lineage: Eukaryota; Metazoa; Mollusca; Bivalvia; Venerida; Veneridae
Exons: 5
Coding region: 390-3089 (899 amino acids)
Biological process (GO): positive regulation of actin filament bundle assembly
Cellular component (GO): nucleus; actin cytoskeleton; Z disc
Molecular function (GO): actin binding
Source: RefSeq, a predicted model, not a curated record
GCGGUGAUUUCCAGUGUGCCACCCGGUAACAUAGUGUUCCAGGGGAAUUGUUUACAUUUAUCUCUGAUCAAUCACAUCGAUCAAAAACAUUUGUAUAAGUAAACAUCAGUGUACGUUUUGCUUUUCAGUAUAGAGUUUCUAAAGAUUCCGGUGAGCUAGAUCAGUAAUUUACUACCAACCUAUCUACUGCGUUGGCAGUUUAGUAUUUGCUAGAAUAUUGUGCUCACUGCGAGAAUAUUUUGAAACAAACGAGAUAUGUUUUAUUAUUAUUCACAGACUGCGAACACCAUGUAGCUGUACGCCAUCAAGGGAAGUGCGCGAGUGAUAUUACUACAGGAAGGUGUUCUUAGUUGGAUUGUUUCGGAUUUUAAGCAAAAGCAGACGACAAAAUGGUGACAGGAGAAAGAUUGACAAUUACGCUGUCCGGCGGCGCCCCAUGGGGAUUCCGGUUACAAGGAGGGGGAAAUUAUCCCUUGGAAGUGGCAAAGAUUCGCAAGAACAGUCACUCCCAGGAGGCGGGUCUAAAAGAAGGUGAUAUAAUUAUAAGUAUCAAUGGUCAUCCGGUGUCAAGCAAGUCUCAUCAGUCAGCAAUGGACAUUGUUGAAAUGGCCAGUGAUUCAAUUGUGUUUGAAGUGGCAAGACCUGCAGGAUUUCACGGAUCUUCUAAACCGCUGGAUCCCCAGCGACAUCCUCGCAUCAUUCCGAUGGUUUCCGGUUUUGAGAACGCUGCUCCGGGAAUAGUGACUUCCGCUCACGGGGGUUACACUUCCACAGAGGGGAAUACAAGAAAAGAUGUAUACACAGAUGAGUACACGAUGAGAACCGGUGAUGGUCGGAGGGUAACUAAAACGGUCACCGAACAGAGAACUACACGUUACGGUGGUAGCAGUGGUGGAGUGUCACCGGCUGUGAGUCAUACUAGUCUUGGCUCGACAGAGCACAAGAGCCGAUCUCCCAACCGGUCACCACUCGUAUGGCAACCACCAUCUCUUAACAGAGCAAAUAUUCAAAAAAGUCAGAGUUCAUUAGAUAUAUCGUAUGGUCAUAAGAAAUCGUCGCCAGUGAUGUGGCAACCGCGGAGCUUGUCUCCUUCCCCAGGGUCACACGGCCGCCCGGCGUCGGUCCAGUCCGGAAGUCUCGACAGAAUGAGUCUCAGAAGGAGUUCACGAGAUUCACGAGCAAGUAAAGAAAACGUAGAUCCUUUCAUAUUAAGAGAACAGAAAAAGUGGGAGGCAACCCAUAGUUUUGAUACACCGAAAUAUAAUAACUAUAAUGAUUAUAGACCAGGAGGUAUGAAAUAUGUCCCGCCUAAAAUGGACGACCCGAACUAUCCUAUGUUUGAACUGCCGAAAAAAGUAGAAUGGACCCCACCAAAGAUUAAUGUGCCCCCUGCGCCCAUUAGUUCGCCAGAGAAAAAGUGGGCCCCACCAGUGCCUCCUAAGCCUGUUUCAACUUCGCCAUCACCCAUUCCAUUUGAUCCUUCAGAACGGGAAGUUGCUGGUGUCAAUACGCAUCACCCAGGAAUGAUUCGCCCCCCGGUACAGCCAAACCUGAUGCCAGCACCACCACCGCCACCCCUCCCACCAUCACCAUCAGAGAACCCAAGGUUCAAUGUAGUAUCGAUACAGUCAAAAUUUGAGCCAGGACACUUCUCGACGCCAAACCAACCAGGUUAUGAUGAACCGGAUCCGGCAGAACGGCCAACACAUCUGCAUGUGUUCCAGCCGAAAGUGAUGUUUACUCCCGACGAGGACAGUGGUAUGGCGUCUCCUGACAGAUAUGAUGGGUUCAGUGACAUCUCUGCACACAGAAAGAAGAUAUUUUCGGACUCGGCGUUCUACGACGAUGCAACGAACAGGUAUCCGACAAUUGACGAACAGAUGUCAAUGUGUAAGAAGAUAGCACAAUCACUGACAUCGUUUGCCAAUAAUCGAGCGAGAGGGGCGCGCAUGUUUGCAAGGCGAAAACGGAAAGCAAACAAGUGGAUUCAUGAACGGCGGGGUUUCGGCAGCGAGUUCUCGUCGUCUGCAGGUGAUGUGGCGGAUUUAAACGAUCUGGAUAGUGAACUUUACUACGACGAAGGGGGAAAUAAACCUUUAUUUACGUUUAGAAUUCCGAAAGUGGCGAGCCAGGUCAGUACAGGCCAGAGAAUGAGUUUGUCAAAGCAGGAGUUUGAGCGUUUAAGGUUAUCCGCACCGAAAGUUGACCAUCAUGGCGUCUCACCAAACACGUGUUUUACUAUUGCAGCAGAUUUGCAUAAAGGCGGAAAAAACAGGGGUGCUAAAUUAUUCCAGAAGCGACAGCAGAGAGUUGAAAAGUUUGUUAUUGACGACACUAAUGUAUUAAAGUCACCAACUUCAACGAAACUGGACUUUAUUGUUCAAAAUCCUCCUCAACCGUCGCCGGAAAAGUCUCCAUGGAGUGCGGCUGCACAGGGUGACGUCAGUAAAGCAUUUACGCCGCACCCGCUUCAUUCGAUGCCGUUACAGCCGCUCCCUAAACACAAUCUUGAAGCCGAAAACCAACCCAAGCUAAUUGGUGGAAAGAAUUUCAACAAGAGAGCGCAGGGAUGGCAAGGUUUUGGUCCAGGCGUUCAACAGCAAUCGUACUAUAGAGAAUCACAUGAUCCGUCAACUGGAACCAGUCGUAGCGAGUGGUACCAGGAGCAGUCUUCCGCCCAGUCUUUCAACCCAGACGCACACCCAAGACAGUUAGACCAAUACGGAAACUAUAACCGCCUGAUUAAAGCGUUCCCUGAACAGGAAAAACCUGAAAGGAAACCCGUAGAACAAGGGGACUACAACCGUAGAAUCAAGGCGUGGCCAGAACCUCAGGAAACGCCUCCCCAGACAACCCUUGAGUAUGGAGAUUAUAAUCGUAAAAUAAAGGCGUGGCCUGAGAGCGUACAAUCUACCUUACCCAAACAGUCAUCGCAGCAGUCAUCUUACAGUGUUCAGUCAAGUUAUUACAGUCUUCCACGGGGGUUUAAAGCUGGUGGAUCUAAUCCAAAGCAAACUGUUCAGCAACAUCAUCAGCAGUUUCGCCAAGUUUAUCAACAACAGGAACAGUUGCCUGGGUGUGAUUUGUGACCUUUUUUUCAUAUCCAUUAUGGUGACAGUAUGAGUGAUGUCAGACAACUUUAGCUCAGAACAAUUUUUGUAAAAGUGUUAUGUGCUUAGAAUGUCAGUGAUAUGACCUAUGCUCCACAUUAUCUUGUAUAUCCCAAUUCCCAAGAAAAAACGAAUGCAGAAAAAAAAGUCACCGUUUAUAAUAUGUUGAGACAUUAACUUGUUUUCUCAAAGUUCCUCAAUAUAUAUAAUCACGGACGCCUGGAGAUGUUCUUGUACAUUCCGCAGGGAAGUUAUAACCCUCCAUGUAGUCGUGAUAUAGCAGAUUCUACCUGGCAGUAUUUUACCUGAUUCUAUAUGUACUGCACGUCAGCACAGCAACUCUAUGCCAAGGACAUUGUGUAGGUGUUCUCCUUGUAUUCUACCGUAUUUAUCCAUUUAACCGAGUCUAAUAUACCAAUUUAAUCUGCGAUCGCCAAAGUACGUAAAGAAAGGCGAAAUCGUCAUAAAUGUGCAUCAUUUACUGAAUAAAAACGGCAGGAAAUGCAACUAUAUGUUUAAUCAUAAGAGUUAUCAUGAUAAUUAAAUGGUUCUUUGCCAAUUUUUUCAGUUCAGUAUGGCAUACUACAAAUGUGAUAUUUCAAGUUGCAGUUACAUGAAAUGAAUUGGCUGCAGAUUGUCCAAUUUAUUACUUUAACAUCCCUCUGUGAUAUAAUAAGUACGUUUUUGUUUUGCUGUUUAAGAAGUUAAUUGUGGUUCGGUUGUGAAGAUGUCUUUGAAUUUUUGUAAAGUUGUUUUAUUUGUAUGUAUGCCAGUAUAUUAGCGCAAAACAAUGGGGAAAAAUUGUUCAUUUUCUUCCAUAACACAUUGCGUUGCAAAGGUUCAGGGACUUGUUGUCGUGUGUAUCAGUAGCGGUGACCGUGACCUUUGACCUAUACUUGAUUUUGACUAGAUUUUAUGAACAUAUGACAAUUUCUUCUUGGCCUUGCUCAUUGCAGGGGUUUGUGAUUUUCUCUAGCACUGUAAAUCACUCUCUCCUGUUUGCGUCUUUCCCAUUUUUUUUCGACAAUUUCGGACGAACCAAUAAUGGGUUGGAAUAGUAGUCACGUGGUUUGUACAUGUGGCAGUUUGAUGUGAAUGUUUAAAAAAUUAGCGACUGGCCUAGUCUCAGUUUUUGUUAGACUAAGAAAAAGAAACUUUCGUCCUGGUUGUAGACCAAACAUCGCUGGUUAUAUUAGCUGGAAUAUACAUAAUAGUUAUUUUUCGUACUGUAACAUAACUUUUGUAACUUAGCAAUUGUGUUUCCUUCAAUGUAAUUAUGUUAUGUAAUUGUUAUUUAUUUGAUCGUUUUCUCUGUAAAUUUAGAUUUCCAAAAAGUAUCACUUAUUCGCACGUGAUAUAUUUAUUUAUUACAUAUAUUAUAUAAUUAUAUAUAUGCACGUGUAUAUUGAAAUAUGGAGUGUUAAUCUUGUCAAAGUGCAAUAUUCAUAUAUAUUUAGUGUGUGAUAAAAAAAAAACUGAAAAAGCUAUGUAUCAAACACUUUCGAUCAACCACAGUUUUCAUAUAAUAAAAAUUGAAAAUAC